Molecule: messenger RNA, 6688 nt
Organism: Fulmarus glacialis (Northern fulmar)
Lineage: Eukaryota; Metazoa; Chordata; Aves; Procellariiformes; Procellariidae
Gene: SORL1
Product: sortilin-related receptor, L(DLR class) A repeats containing
Exons: 48
Coding region: 25-6297 (2090 amino acids)
Biological process (GO): protein retention in Golgi apparatus; protein targeting to lysosome; post-Golgi vesicle-mediated transport
Cellular component (GO): membrane; Golgi apparatus
Molecular function (GO): protein binding
Source: RefSeq, a predicted model, not a curated record
AGCCUCAAUGAUUCCCACAAUCAGAUGGUCGUUCACUGGGCGGGAGAGAAGAGCAACGUGAUCGUGGCCUUGGCCAGAGACAGCCUGUCUUUGCUGGGUCCCAAAAACAGCGACGUUUAUGUGUCUUAUGACUACGGGAAGAGUUUUAAGAAGAUUUCGGAGAAGUUCAGCUUCAGCGGGGGGAACAGCAGCGAGGUGGCCAUCGCCCAGUUCUACCACAGCCCGGCCGACAACAAGAGGUAUAUCUUCGUGGAUGCCUUCGUCCCGUACCUCUGGAUCACCACCAACUUCUGCAACAAUAUUCAGGGCUUCUCAAUUCCCUUCAGAGCAGCAGACCUCCUCCUGCACGGCAGGAACCCCAACCUCCUCUUGGGCUUCGACAGGUCUCAUCCUAAAAAACAGCUCUGGAAAUCAGAUGAUUUUGGCCAGACCUGGAUAAUGAUUCAGGAACACGUGAAGUCUUUUUCUUGGGGAGUUGAGCCCUACGAUAAGCCCAAUACAGUGUAUGUUGAGCGGCAUGAGCCUUCUGGGGCCUCAACUGUCAUUCGCAGCACUGAUUUCUUUCAAAGCCGAGAAAAUAAAGAAAUAAUCCUGGAAGAUGUUGAAGACUUCCAGCUCAGGGACAAAUACAUGUUUGCAACAAAGUCCGUGCGUUUGCUAGGCAGCUCGCAGCCGCCUUCGGUCCAGCUCUGGGUUUCCUUCAACCGCAAGCCGAUGCGUGUGGCACAGUUUGUAACCAAGCAUCCAAUUAAGGAAUAUUAUGUUGCCGACGCCUCGGAGGACCAGGUAUUUGUGUGUGUCAGCCACGAUAACAACCGUACCAACCUCUACAUUUCGGAGGCAGAAGGCCUGAAGUUCUCCCUGUCUUUAGAAAACGUACUCUACUACAGCCCGGGAGGAGCUGGAAGUGACACCUUGGUCAGGUAUUUUGCCAACGAGCCCUUUGCAGACUUCCAUCGCGUUGAAGGCGUGCGGGGCGUCUACAUCGCCACCCUGAUCAACGGCUCCUUCAGCGAGGAGAACAUGCGCUCCGUCAUCACCUUUGACAAGGGGGGCACCUGGGAGCUGCUGCAGCCCCCGGCGCAGACGCGCUACGGGGAGCAGAUAGACUGCGAGUUGUCUCAGGGCUGCUCUCUCCACCUGGCCCAGCGCCUGAGCCAGCUGCUUAAUUUCCAGCUGCGUAGGAUGCCCAUUCUCUCCAAGGAGUCGGCGCCGGGACUCAUCAUCGCCACCGGCUCCGUUGGCAAGAACAUGGCAAGGAAAACCAACGUCUAUGUCUCAAGCAGUGCCGGAGCAAGGUGGAGGGAGGCGCUGUCUGGACCCCACUAUUACACCUGGGGCGACCACGGUGGCAUUCUCGUGGCCAUCGCGCAAGGCACCGAGACCGACCAGCUCAAGUACAGCACAAACGAAGGGGAAACCUGGAAAACGUUCACUUUCUCAGAGAAGCCGGUGUUUGUGUACGGCCUGCUUACUGAGCCUGGGGAGAAGAGCACCAUAUUCACCAUCUUUGGCUCGUACAAAGAGAAUGGCCACAGCUGGCUGAUACUGCAGAUCAACACCACUGACGUGCUGGGGGUCCCUUGCACAGAGAACGACUACAAACUGUGGUCACCCUCCGACGAGCGAGGCAAUGAAUGCUUACUGGGGCAUAAAACCGUUUUCAAAAGGAGGACUCCUCAUGCGACCUGUUUCAAUGGGGAAGAUUUUGACAGGCCUGUCAUGGUCUCCAACUGCUCUUGUACAAGGGAAGACUUUGAAUGUGAUUUUGGCUUUAAACUGAGCGACGACUUAUCGUUAGAAGUUUGCGUUCCUGACCCUGAAUUUGCUGGGAAACCGUACGACCCGCCAGUCCCUUGCCCUGUUGGCUCAACUUACAAGAAGACUCGAGGCUACCGAAAGAUCUCUGGGGACACUUGUACAGGUGGAGACAUCGAGUUGCGGCUCGAAGGGGAGCUGGUACCGUGCCCGCUAGCUGAGGAGAACGAGUUCAUUCUCUACCCUCUGGCAGGGCUGCGAGGGGCAGUCGCCCUGGACUUCGACUACGACCACAACUGCUUGUACUGGGCCGACAUCACUCUCGACAUUAUACAGCGUCUUUGUCUCAACAGCAGCUCUGGGCAAGAAAUAAUCAUAAGCACCGGGCUGGAAACAGUGGAAGCUUUGGCCUUUGAACCUCUCAGUCAGUUGCUGUACUGGGUCAACGCCGGGAUUCCCAAAAUUGAGGUUGCCAAUCCAGACGGAGACCUGCGACUCACCGUCCUCAAUUCCUCGAUACUCGAACGACCCAGAGCCCUCACUCUGGUUCCCCGAGACGGGUUGAUGUUCUGGACAGACUGGGGAGACUCCAGAGCCGGCAUUUACAGAAGCGACAUGGACGGGUCAUCGGCCGGGUGCAUCGUUUCGGAGGGUGUGCGGUGGCCAAACGGCAUUUCUGUGGAUGACCGCUGGAUCUACUGGACCGAAGCCUAUAUGGACAGGAUCGAGAGGGUCGAUUUCAACGGGCUGCAGAGAUCUGUGAUCCUGGACAGUCUCCCUCACCCCUACGCUAUUGCUGUAUUUAAGAAUGAAAUCUACUGGAACGACUGGUCACAGCUGAGUAUUUUCAGAGCAUCCAAAAACAGCGGCUCAAGAAUGGAGAUCUUAGUCGGCCGAUUAAAUGGGAUCAUGGAUAUGAAAAUCUUUUACAGAGGAAAGACAACAGGGGAGAAUGCCUGCAUCGCCAAGCCCUGCAGCCUGCUCUGCCUGCCCAAGUCGAACAACGGCAGGAGCUGCAAGUGCCCCGAGGGGGUGUCCAGCACCGUGCUGCCCACAGGGGAGGUGAAGUGCGACUGUCCUCACGGCUACGUCAUGAAGAACACCACUUGCAUAAAGGAAGAAAACACGUGUCUGCCAAACCAGUACAGAUGCUUCAAUGGGAACUGCAUAAACAGCAUUUGGCAGUGUGACAACGAUAAUGACUGCGGGGACAUGAGCGACGAGAAGAACUGCCCCACCACCGUGUGUGAUGCCGAGACCCAGUUCCGCUGCCAGGGCUCGGGGACCUGCAUCCCGCUGUCCUACAAAUGUGACCUGGAGGACGACUGCGGGGAUAACAGCGAUGAAAGUCACUGUGAGGCUCACCAGUGUAGAAACGAUGAAUUCAGCUGCAGCUCAGGGAUGUGCAUUCGUCUUUCCUGGAUGUGUGAUGGUGAUAACGAUUGCAGGGACUGGUCCGAUGAAGCAAACUGCACUGCAGUAUAUCACACCUGUGAGGCCUCCAGCUUCCAGUGCCAGAACGGCCACUGCAUCCCGCAGCGCUGGGCCUGCGACGGCGACGCCGACUGCCAGGACGGCUCCGAUGAGGACCCUGCCAACUGCGAAAAAAAGUGCAACGGCUUCCAGUGCCCAAAUGGCACUUGCAUCCCAACCAGCAAACACUGCGAUGGCAUCAACGACUGCUCCGAUGCCUCGGACGAGCAGCACUGUGAACCCCUGUGCACCCGCUACAUGGAUUUCGUGUGCAAGAACCGACAGCAGUGCUUGUUCCACUCCAUGGUAUGCGACGGCAUCAUCCAGUGUCGAGAUGGAUCAGAUGAAGAUGCCAACUAUGCUGGCUGCUCCCAGGACCCUGAGUUCCACCGGACUUGUGACCAGUUCAGCUUCCAGUGCCAGAACGGCGUGUGCAUCAGCCUGGUGUGGAAGUGUGAUGGGAUGGAUGACUGUGGCGAUUACUCUGACGAAGCAAACUGUGAAAACCCAACAGAGGCUCCGAACUGCUCCCGGUACUACCAGUUCCAGUGCGGGAACGGGCACUGCAUCCCCAACCGGUGGAAGUGCGACGAGGAGAAUGACUGCGGGGACUGGUCCGAUGAGAAGGAGUGCGAGGGUUCUCCGGUUCAUCCCAUUACUACAUCGACCCCACCGACGUGUUUACCUAAUCACUUCCGUUGCAACAGUGGUGCCUGCAUCAUGAACAGCUGGGUCUGCGACGGGUACAAGGACUGCACCGACGGCUCCGACGAGGAAGCCUGCCCUACUUCACGACCCAACGUGACGGCCACCUCCCCGGCGCUCCUGGGACGCUGCAGCAGGUUCGAGUUUGAGUGCCAGCAGCUGCACAAGUGCAUCCCCAACUGGAAGCGGUGCGACGGCCUGCGGGACUGCCAGGAUGGCACGGACGAGAGGAACUGCCCUACUCACAGCACCCUGUUGUGCCCUAAUGGUUAUAAAUGCGAGGACGGAGAGGCCUGCAUUAUGGUGACAGAGCGGUGUGAUGGAUAUCUGGACUGCUCAGACAGCAGCGAUGAGAGGAACUGUACCGAUGACACAAUCGUGUACAAAGUCCAGAACCUCCAGUGGACAGCCGAUUUCUCCGGCGAUGUCACUCUGACGUGGGCUCGGCCAAAAAGAAUGUCCUCGACCUCCUGUGUCUACAACAUCUAUUACAGGGUAGUCGGUGAAAGCAUUUGGAAGAUUUUGGAAACCCACAGCAACAAAACCAACAGCGUUUUGAAAGUCCUCAAGCCUGACUGUACCUAUCAGGUGAAAGUCCAAGUGCAGUGUCUCAGCCGAGUCUACAACACCAAUGACUUCAUCACCCUCCGGGCACCCGAAGGAUUACCAGAUGCUCCCUUUAACCUUCAGCUGUCCCUGAAAAAAGAAGCUGAGGGCGUGGUGAUGGGCUGCUGGAGUCCCCCCGUGAACGCCCACGGCCUCAUACGGGAGUUCAUCGUGGAAUACAGCAGGACUGGAUCCAAGGAGUGGUCGUCCCUUAGAACCACCAGGAACUACACUGAGAUCAAGAACUUACAGGUCAACACGUUAUACACAGUUAGAGUUGCUGCGGUAACUAGUCGAGGAGUGGGAAAUUGGAGUGAUUCCAAAUCCAUAACCACCAUAAAAGGCAAAGUCAUUCCUCCACCUGUCAUACACAUUGAGAGCUACAGCGAGGACUCCAUAAGUUUCAGCCUAAAAAUGACUACUAAUAUCAAGGUCAGCGGUUACGUUGUGAACAUCUACUGGACAUUUGAUACACACAGGCAGGAAAGAAGAACUCUGAUCAUAGAAGGAGAAAAGUCCAUCCAAAAAGUGGCAAAUUUGACAGCACACACCCCCUAUGAAAUUUCUGCUUGGGCUAAGACGGAGCUGGGUGACAGCCCUCUGUCUUUUGUACAUGUGGUGACCAGUGGGACAAGACCUGCCUCACCAAGUCUCAAAGCCAAAGCCAUCAACCAGACUGCGGUGGAGUGCAGCUGGACCGGACCGAGGAAUGUCGUCUAUGGCAUCUUCUACGCCACAUCCUUCCUAGAGCUGUACAGAAGCCCUCACAACACCACCACGACCUCCCACAACAUCACUGUGAUCGUGCAGCGGGACGAGCAGUACCUGUUUCUGGUCCGUGUGAUGUCUCCCUACCAAGGGCCACCGUCCGACUACGUUGUGGUGAAGAUGAUCCCUGAUAACCGGCUUCCCCCUCGGCACCUCCACUCGGUGCACACCGGAAAGACGUUCGCACUCAUUAAGUGGGAAUCGCCCUACGAUUCGCCCGACCAGGACAUGUUAUAUGCUGUUGCAGUUAAAGAUUUAGUAAGAAAAACAGAUAAAAUCUACAAAGUGAAAACCCGGAACAGCACGGUGGAGUACACCAUUAAGAAACUUGAACCGGGAGGCAAAUACCACGUGGUUGUUCAACUGGGAAAUAUGAGCAAAGAAUCCAGCAUGAAGAUCAACACAGUUCCACUGUCUGCACCAGACGCCUUAAAAAUUAUAACAGAAAAUGACCAUAUUCUGCUUUUUUGGAAGAGUUUGGCAUUAAAGGAAAGUAAUUUCAAUGAAAGCCGGGGUUACGAGAUUCACAUGUUUGACAGCUUGAUGAACAUCACUGCUUAUCUUGGGAAUACCACAGAAAACUUCUUCAAAGUUUCCAACCUGAAGAUAGGUCACAACUAUUCAUUCACCGUUCAGGCCAGGUGCCUGUACAGCGGGCAGAUGUGCGGCGAGCCGGCCACACUUCUCUAUGAUGAACUAGGAACUGGUGAAGACUCCUCUGCAGCAAAAACCGGUAGAUCCACAGACGUCGCUGCCAUCGUGGUACCGGUGCUGUUCCUGCUGCUGGUGACCCUGGGGAUUGGCUUCGUGGUGCUGUACAUGAGGCACAGACGCCUGCAGAACAGCUUCACUGCCUUUGCCAACAGCCACUACAGCUCCCGCCUGGGCUCGGCCAUAUUCUCCUCGGGAGAUGAUUUAGGAGAUGAGGAUGACGAAGCCCCAAUGAUAACUGGAUUUUCAGAUGAUGUUCCCAUGGUCAUCGCAUGAAGCGCAUUUCUGACUGUAAAAACCAAAUGAUGUAAAUAUUUUAUUUGAUAAAAAUAGUUGAUUGUUUAUUUUAAAAAUGCACUUUGAGUUGCAAUAUGUUAUUUUUAUAUGGGCCAAAAAAAAUUUUAAAAAUACACUUUGUAGUAAUCAACUGUGAAUUGCAGACUAGGUUGGUUUAGUAACAAAUUGCUUUGAUUUAACAUUAAUUUAGUCUUACAAGGCUAUGCUUGCUGGGCAUGCUUUUAAGUCUGUGAGAUACUUUCUGUUGACUAAAUUGGCUACUCGUUUUAUUUUUCUAAGACAAGAAUAAAUUUAUUUAAAAAAAUUUCAGGAGAUUAUAUAUGUAGAGAGAGAUAAGUAAUAUAGUCCCUGAAGGUUUUGCUUUUACUUU